This is a messenger RNA of Schizosaccharomyces octosporus yFS286, 569 nucleotides long. RefSeq names its product 60S ribosomal protein L36/L42. Gene Ontology annotation, cellular component: ribosome; cytosolic large ribosomal subunit. Lineage: Eukaryota; Fungi; Ascomycota; Schizosaccharomycetes; Schizosaccharomycetales; Schizosaccharomycetaceae. Bases 89 to 409 code for a protein of 106 amino acids. The record is from RefSeq and is a predicted model, not a curated record. The transcript has 2 exons. Gene Ontology annotation, biological process: translation. Gene Ontology annotation, molecular function: structural constituent of ribosome.
UCACACAGGCAUAACACUCAUUUUGAGUCGAAACUUUUAAGUGUCAAGCUCUUAAUCACCGCCAACCAGCAACCCUAAACAAGAAAAAAUGGUGAACAUUCCCAAGACUCGUAAGACUUACUGUCCUGGUAAGAACUGCCACAAGCACACCUUGCACAGAGUCACUCAAUACAAGAAGGGUCCCGACUCUAAGGUUGCUCAAGGUAAGCGUCGUUAUGACCGCAAGCAAAGUGGUUUCGGUGGUCAAACCAAGCCCGUCUUCCACAGAAAGGCCAAGGUUACCAAGAAGGUUGUCCUUCGUUUGGAAUGUGUUGCUUGCAAGUACAAGAACCAAAUCAGCUUGAAGCGUUGCAAGCACUUUGAGCUCGGUGGUGAGAAGAAGACCAAGGGUGCUGCUAUCCAAUUCUAAGCUUAUUAGCAAUAAAUGGAAUUGUAUUUUUCUGCGGUUAAAAAUUGUAUGGUGUCAAAAUAUGUUUGUAGUGAAGUGAUAUUGAUAUUGUAUAUUUUCAACCUUGUAAGGUCUACUUUUAUUAACUUUGUGAAUCCAUUAGUAACGAUCAACAUAAACG